Salvelinus sp. IW2-2015 is the source of this 2513-nucleotide messenger RNA. RefSeq names its product cerebellar degeneration-related protein 2. NCBI's taxonomy places the organism in Eukaryota, Metazoa, Chordata, Actinopteri, Salmoniformes, Salmonidae. The record is from RefSeq and is a predicted model, not a curated record.
CGUGGUUUACGGAGCUUUCUUUGAAACAAACGCUCGUAUCGUCAUGUUCCAAACGAGAGAUGUUUCACCUUUCACCACACCGAGUGGUAAUAUGUGCUGUGGGAUGGUUAAGCAGUUUCAUAAUAUUGUAGUUGUAGCCGGUGAGUAGACAUCGGCUUUGGACAGCGCCAGCUGAUGAGGGGAAACGCACUUGGUGUAUUCUUUGUUGCAAAUUGAACACCUCAAAGGCAGAUUAAUGCAUUUUCCGCGAAAAUAGCCCCCUAUUCCAGUGAAAGCUAUUGAUGUCGGUGAGUCAUUGUGACCGAAGAUGCUUACAGAUAUGAUUGAGGUUGAAGAAUUCGAAAUCAAGGAGGAAGAACCAUGGUAUGACAACCAGGACCUUGAGCAUGACCUCCACCUGGCAGCUGAGCUGGGGAAGACCCUGCUGGACAGGAACAGAGAGCUGGAGCAGGGUCAUCAGCAGAUGUACUCCACCAAUCAGGAACAGCUACAGGAGAUAGAGUACCUGACUAAGCAGAUGGACCUCCUGAGGCAUGUGAAUGACCAGCAUGCUAAGGUCUACGAGCAGCUUGACCAGUCUUCCAGAGAGCUGGAGCAGAGCAACACCCGCCUGGUACAGGACAACAGGGCCGCCCAGCACAAGAUCCAGGGGCUGACCGAGAUGAUCGACGCUCUACAGACCCAGAUAGAGGAUCUUCAAUGUCAGGUAGAGGAUCUGAAGACCACCCCUGCCAAUCCCAAUAGGAAACCCCUUACAGAGGCAUGUCGGCCCUACGGAGCGCAGAGUGUGUACUGCCUGAAUGACCUGCAACCCACACAGAGGUACUCGAGUUACAACUCUGGCGACCAAUCUGAUGACCGCUGGUCUCCCUCUGACCUCUCGUGGCUAGAGGAGGAGCAGGAGUCGCUACGGCAAUCGCUCCGCUCUCUACAGACCCAGCUGGCCAAUGAACGUGCUCGGAGGGAGGGGGCGGAGCGAGAUGCAGACCUGCUAGCCAAUGAGAAUGUGGUGCUGGAGCAGCGCUUGGGAAUGAUGGCGGGGUGCCAGGCCAGACUAGCGGAGCUGGAGUGUGAGGCUGAGGAGCUUCGUCAGCUGUGGAGAGCCAACCAUGCCACCAAAGCUUGGAGGUCAAGGGUCAGCCUGACAAUGCUGCCCAAUACCCUCUUCUUCCCCCUGAACCAGGAGAGGGGGAUGGGGGAGGAUGGAGAGAGCGAGGAAGACGUGUUGGACGUCAGCUACCUUUCCAACCCGAAAGGUUGUGACGUCUUGAAGAGAUGCAACAGCGAGAAGCAGCUGAGGUCACCACGGGGUGAUGGGUCAGAGGUAGACGAGAGUCAUGACUAUGAGCGUUCGUGCGUCCGCCAUUCAGAGGUGGUGAAGCAGCGUGGGAUCUCCCUCCUCAACGAGGUUGACGCUCAGUACAGCGCCCUGCAGGUAAAAUAUGAUGCGCUGCUGCGGCUCUGCCACCAGGGGGAGCCGUACCCAAACCAGCAGAAAAACCACAAGGAGCUCCAGACACCCAGCGUAGCCCCGUUYGACUGCCCACAAAGCCCAGCCCCAGCCUCCCUUCGCAAGGCUGCAGGCACAGACACGAAUGGCCAGGAGGAUGAACUUCACCAGCCUGAGUACAAGGCCCUGUUCAAGGAGAUAUUUACCUGCAUCCAGAAAACAAAAGAGGACCUGAGUGAGAACAGAGGAAAGCCCUGGCAGUUGGCGUAGUAUGGCUUUUGUAGUAAACACGCAAAAAUUGCUCUGCUUUUGCGCUGGACAUGCAGUUGUUUCUUGUUGGAGGUGAGCUAUUAAGCAAGUGCCUUACAAAUUGUUUGUAAGGCCUGGUAACUGAUGUACUGUGUCUGUAUCUGGUGGAACUGCAGCUGAAUCGAUUACCAUCUCUAAGGGCUCAUCUCUAUCUAUGGAUGCUGGAGCAGCCAGAGAAAGGCAACAAACAUCAGCUGAUACACCAGCUCUUUUGCAUGGCACGAACUGUGCCUAACAUUCAGUCUACAUCAUUCUGCCUCAAUCAACCAGCCCUACCCGAGCCAUGUUGCCCUUAGAUUAGCGUCUAGGGGCAAUGUUCUUCUACUCAGGAACCAAGAACCUCUGGAAACUUUCUGUGGACUAGUGCUUUUCCAUGGUACCUCUAUGCACUGUUCAAUCAAAAGCUACAUAUCCUUUUAAAGUGACAAUGUCUGAGCCUGAUGGUCAAAACGGUAACUUUGUAUCAUCUUUUUUGCCUCAAACGCCACUGUUUCUUACUCUUGGUGAAGGAUAAAGACAAAUUAUGUGAAUUUACAUCUCAGAUUUGUACUGUAUGUCUUCAAAAAAGUUAGCAUGAUCCUAAAAUGUAAAAACUAAAGUAUUUGGGUAUGAAGACUGAGUUGUAUGUACAUGAUUGAUGUAGUAAUUAGCAAUAUAAUCUAAUGAGGCUAUACCAGAACUCAGCUAUGUGCUAUGAUAUUAGUGUGCUUUCCAAAUACAAUGUUGACAUUUCAUAAACUAAGUCUUUUUCCAA